Messenger RNA from Dioscorea cayenensis subsp. rotundata (Guinea yam), 1093 nucleotides. RefSeq names its product cytochrome b6-f complex iron-sulfur subunit, chloroplastic. NCBI's taxonomy places the organism in Eukaryota, Viridiplantae, Streptophyta, Magnoliopsida, Dioscoreales, Dioscoreaceae. The record is from RefSeq and is a predicted model, not a curated record. Gene Ontology annotation, molecular function: 2 iron, 2 sulfur cluster binding. The coding region runs from base 117 to 815 and encodes 232 amino acids. Gene Ontology annotation, cellular component: plasma membrane. The transcript is spliced from 5 exons.
CAAUCUUAUCAUCUUCUCCAAAACACCUUCUUUCAGUUUCUGUACAAAUAACACAGCUAUACAAAAUAGCAGCAGUCUUUAAAGGAGAAGAAGCACAGAGUGCCAUUCUCUUUCCCAUGGCUUCCACCACUCUCUCUACUGUUGCCUCCCCUUCUCAGCUCUGUUCUAGUAAAAAUGGGAUCUUUUCACCAUCCCAAGCUCUCCUUAGCAAGCCUGCAAAAGGUUUAGGCUUUGGAAGGGAGAGGAAUGGUGGUAAGGUGAGGUGUCAGGCUACUAGUAGUAUUACUGCUGAUAGAGUUCCUGACAUGGGAAAGAGGCAGUUGCUGAAUCUUAUGUUGCUGGGUGCUGUCUCCCUUCCUACAGUUGGGAUGCUGAUCCCCUAUACAUACUUCUUUGUUCCCCCAGGUUCAGGUGGUGUCGGUGGUGGAACAUUUGCCAAAGACGCACUUGGAAAUGAUGUAAUUGCAGCCCAGUGGCUUAAGACACAUGGUCCUGGUGAUAGAACCCUUACACAAGGCUUGAAGGGAGAUCCUACUUAUCUUGUUGUAGAGAAUGACAAAACUCUUGCAACUUAUGGUAUCAAUGGUGUAUGCACCCAUCUUGGUUGUGUUGUGCCAUGGAAUGCAGCAGAGAACAAGUUCAUUUGUCCCUGCCAUGGUUCUCAAUACAACAACCAAGGCAAAGUUGUUAGGGGUCCUGCACCUUUGUCAUUGGCCCUGGCUCAUGUGGAUGUGGAUGAUGACAACAAGGUGGUUUUUGUACCAUGGGUUGAGACUGAUUUCAGAACAGGUGAAGAUCCAUGGUGGUCCGCUUGAGCUUCCAGCAUAUCCCCAUAAAGUGUUCUGUUUGAUGGUUUUAAUCAGAUAACAAUGUAUUUUCAAGAAUUACAUCUAAAAAUGAUUCUAAUGAUAAGAAUUCAGGUUGAGUUUUUGCAUUCAAUCAGCUAUAUAUAUGUCAUCACUGUAGUUUGUCCAAUGUAAAUUGUGGGGGGAUAUCUGUGAUUCUAGUAAAUUUAUGUGUCAUUCCUGCUUGUUGGUCUCCUAUCAACAUUGUACGUAUUUUGAACCUAAUUAGUAUUAAAGUUUUCUAGUAA